GGAGGGGGAGGAGGAGAGGGGGGGGGGGGGGAAUGGAGGAGUUCCGUGGCAUGAAGCGGAAGGAACUGCAGGCGCUGUGCAAGAAGCGCGGCGUGCCCGCGAACCUGACGAACCGCGAGAUGGCGGAUCGGCUGAGUUCGCUCUUCGAGGAGAAUAAGAAGUCUGUUGUCCAGGGGAAGUCUAACUCCGAUGGUUCAGUCGAACGAACGAUUGAAACUGGCGGUAAGGCGGGUGUGCGGCGGAAUGUGAAGAAAGUGAGGUUCAGCCCUGUCGACGAGACUUUUGUGUUCGUCAGUUCACAUGUGAAAUGUACUUCAAGAGAGAAGCGAGCCACGGCGAGGGGGUCUGGGAAUAAACGAAGUUUGGCUGUUGAAAAAUCUCGCAGGAGGGUAGUUUCCGUAAGGACUGUACAGAGUCCGGUUAGGGCAACAAGGUCGAGGGCGCGAAAAGUAGUUGAUAAGGAUGUGCCGCAAGUUUUUUCGCCUGGCAUUAGGAAGAAGAGCAGGAGAGGAGGCGUGAAGGUCGACAUGAAUGAGGUUCAGAGCGUCGAUGUCGGGGAUACGAGACCUGAAUUGAGCGACAGCACUAAUUGUGACAAUCCUCGGGUCGAAGUUGCGGCCCCACUUCGAUGGCACUUGAGAAGCAGGGGAGUAGGAGUUGAAAAAGACGGGAAAGUCGAGCACACAACCAUAGAGAAUACGAGGAAGAACGUAAGACCGACAGAUUUUAAGAAGAGGAAAAGAAAUGAUACUGAAGGGCAUUUGCAUUCAGACGACAAACCUGAAGAUGGUUCCCUAGCAUUUGUGAGGGCACAACAAAGGAAGACUACUAGGCAUUCAAAGCGCAUAGAAAGACGGGAGACGGAUUCAAAGUUGUCGAUUGUGGAAUCAGAGGCAGUCAAAUCUGUAGGGAGAAUAACGCGGUCCAGGGCUUCGAGAGUGGAGGGCGCUUCUACUGUAAAAGCAAUUAAUGAAAUUGUGGAAGUUAAGGGAGAGAUUGAAAAGGAUGUCCAACUUGGACAACCACCAAAGAUUAUAGGCAGAAGGACACGAAAAUCAACUGCAGAAGACAAAAAUCCACCAAGUGAGAAUGAUGGUCCAGAGGGUCAAAUUUCCGAUAUUUUCACGGCAAGGAUUGUGGAGAAGAGGAAGACUAAAAGAAUGAAGCACAAUGCAGCGACAGGUUCAAAAUCUCUACUUUUGGGAAAUGAAUUAGUGAAUGCCGAAAUUGCUGGUAGCAAAUUGUGUUUUCAAAAGGUGUCCGGCCUUGAUGCUUCCGCCAUUGAAGCUGAAAGUAGGAAAUCUGAAGUUCUAGAGGAACAUGAAGAGGUUGAUUGCCUCAGACACAUAUCAAAUGGUUCUGGCAAAAGUGUUUCUAGGGGAAAGCAUUGUCCUGCUCAUAAGGACAAAGAGCGAAAUGGACUUGUUCUCGAGAACAAGACAAGAAAGCGAACCAAAGACACGCGUCAAAAAUUAGGGGCUUCAGAGUUUGGGGUUGCUGUUGAUCCUGUCAAUGACCUUCCCCUUAGAAGAUCCAGAAGGAAAGCUAUUCCAUCUGCCGUCCUUACUGAUAAAGAGUUCAUUGCUCAUUCAACUGACAGGAAGAAUGUGCGAUCGAGCCCAUAUAAUCGCGCAUCAGAAGUAGAAACUUCUGCAAAAGAGAAGUCACUGAAGACAUUGAUGACUAAUGCCCUUGUACACAAUUCAAGGGUGUCCUCAGAUGCACCUGCUAAGCAAAAGGGGGGAAAAUCCCCGAACGGAGAAAUGGAAUAUUCUGGACCUUCAACUGAAGAACCCAGGACCAGCAGGCAGUCUAAAAGAGGUACUUAUAAAUCUGAACAUGGUGCAUCCAUGAAUAGUAUUGUUAAAGCUGAUGCCAAGAGGCAAAAAGGUAGUGCAACAAUCACAGAAGAGGUAGGUGCAAGAGCUAAAAGUGCUGAGAUGAUGGAUGAGACUUUGAAUAUUUAUGUCUACUUGGAUGUGCCGGCAGUUCUGGAACAUGAAGAUGGGUUGGAAAAGAAUGGCAAAACAGAUAAAGCUGAGUGCUCCAAGAACAAGGGAUCAGAUGGCAAGGCUGGAGACAUAACAGGAAUUAAUAGUUUUGAUUUUUAUGGAGUAAAUAUUCAUCUAAGAAAUGACCUUACAGCACAGUCGGGUAAUGCUCUGGUGUCAGCAGCUGAGAAGUCACAAGAGGUUGAUGUGAAGUGGGGUCUAGAGGAACUCCCAAGUGAUUCUGUCGUUAUAAAUGAGAAGCCAAGAGUUCUAAUUGAGGAUGACAGAGGGAAAGUCCAGGAUUCUGUCAAUCGGUCAUGUCAAGCUUUGGGCAGAGCAGAAGACAGCAUUCCUGAACAAGUACCUUCGAGAGCUCAAAUUGAGGAUAUGGACGCUGUCUCCCACGUAGAUGCAUCUCUCACACUGAACUUAGAUAGCGUGGAUGAACCUUCUGAUGCUCCCUUAUGCUUGGAGAAUAAACCAGAAACAGAGCACGUAUAUAUUGGAGAACAUGCUUAUUCAAGAAGUGUUGAGGAAUUAAUCCUCAAUGAUCAUAUGGAUGAGUGUGAGCAAAGAGGGAUCGCAGAGAGAGUUCCUGUAGAAGCUGAUGAGCACGCUCAUCAAAUUGCUCUUCUUGAUCCCAGCUCUAACGAGGAACAGAAUCAAGCGUAUGAGGCCCAUGAAGUACAUGUAACAAACUUAGGACUACAAGUUGGUACUUUCAGAACUGCUAUAGAAGAUGUGGUGGCCAUUCAGUUGCACAACAGCUGCUCUAGUGCGCCAACAGGAACUCCAGAAACACUUGCAUUAGGAAGUGGAGAGGCCAAUCAAAUAAAAACUAAAAGUGCGGUUAUCUCAUCACUUCAAAGCAAUGGUCAUUCUGGAGGAGACCGAUAUCCUAGCAGUGAGACUGAAUUUUCAAGUGAAAGAGCACAACCGGAGCAGACAGUAAUUGAUGCAGAGGAUGGCUUAUGCACUCCCGAAAAAACCACAGAAGAACCAGGGAGAAAGCAAAGGGAAAGCCAAGAGCCACUGGAAAGUGUGGAAGCAGCAGUGGCGGCUUGUGAUGUGACUAUAGACGAGGUCGCUGAAGAAAAGCAAUCUGCUGAUGGGAGUUUCUCACUUUUAAACCCCACAGAUGCCAAAAUUACCAGAGAAAAAGUAUAUGAAGUUGAUGAAGGAAGCUUUGAUUUUGCUUCUGAGAAGCCUCUGGGAACUCGAGAGACUUCUGGAAAAGAUCUCAGUAUGAUCCCGCUAGAUGGAUGUAACACUCCUGUUGCUAAGAAAUGUUUCCUCUCUUACGAGCACCCUCUUCAAAAGGACUCAGAAAAGCAAGGACAAGAUGUUAAAGGGCAAUGUCCAUUGCUUGAAGAAUGUUUCUGUACCUUUGGGGAGGAAAUUUCCAACAAACCAGCUUUCAAAAGUGAAAGUGACCUCAGCAGUAUGGAGGUUGGAAUGGAUUAUCAAGAGAAAAUUGAAGAGGACCCCGCAACAGACGAGGACAAUGUAGUUCAUUUUGGAACAGCAUUAACAAAUGCAUGUGAUAAUGAUUUGACAAACAAGCUGCAAGUGGAUUGUACAGAUACAUGUUGUCCAGAUGAGCUGGGCUCUGAUACUGAUGAGCAUAAAGAAAAGAGUCCGGUGAUGCAAAGCUUUGAAUCUGUUUUUGAUGAAACUGGCAAAUCAUGCAUGGAAACAAUUAAUGCCCAAGCAGUUGGCUUGGUUACUUCAGUGGAGGGGAUCAUUGCCGAAGACAAAGGAAUCUCCAGUGAAACGGUUGCUUUGCAUUCUCCCAAUACUUCUGAACAUGAAAUGUCAUCCUGCAUGAAUGAUGUCUCAAAGGAUAAUGAUGGAUAUGAAGCUGGGGGAAACCUUGAAGAUGAAAUUUUUUCACCAGUAAUUGAUGGAAAUUCUCUAGGACAAGAUAAUGGAUUUGUGGUCCCCAACUAUUCAAGUCAGUGUCUUCUAGAUGCCAAUUCAGAAGAAAACAGAUUUCAGGUGGAAGAAAAGAGCUUUUUUAACUCUUGCGAUGUGAACAAUAUUGUGAGGCCGGUAGUUGAAACAGAGGCAUUGAUUGAAUCAGUUCUGGAAGUCAUUUCAAGCAGAAAGGAUCAGGUCUUAGACAUGAAAGAAGUCAUGAAUGAAAGUUCCAGUCAACAAGUUUUUGGAAAUUUGAGUGCUGAAAAGGGAGCAGAGAUCGAUACUGUUACUAGUAGGGUUGCCUGUGAAAGUUUCCCACUGGAUGAAUCAAACGCACUGAGAAGUUGUCAUAUGAAAGCACAUGGUGAAAUUAAAGGUGUUCUCAACAUAGCCUGUAAUACAGAGGCCGUUACCUUUCGUGAAUGCUUGAAAGAACAGAAUGUUGAACAGUGCGAUCGCUUUGUUGAAGAGGGAGAUUCGCACUUUAGCCCAGACCAACUAGCUGACAAGGAUGAUAUUGAGGAGGCGGUUGCACAACUAAAUUGCGGCCCUGAAGGAAUGGUUGCUUUGGGAAAAAGCAGUGUUGAUAUUACACAAUGUUCUAAUUCUGAAUUUGCACAUUUUGAGUCCCUGGAGAAGAAAGGAGCUGUGAUUUCUCUUUCUUUGAGCUCGGAUGGCCAUAAGCAGGAGGAAUUGGAUGAUGGCGGUCAGCAGGAGGAGAUUGGGAAUAAAGUGGACAAGAGGGAGUUGACUGCAUCAUCUAAUCUAAACUUUUCAGACAAUCAAUCUGCAAACCAUUCUGAAAACCUUGAAAUGACAGAAGCACUUGACGAAGGAAAGUUUGAUCUUAUUGAAGUAGGCAAUUGUCAUUUGCCACGUGCUGGUGGAGAGGAUUUGAACGUGCAAAAAGAAGCUGUAAAUUUCCAUCAACAUUGCAAAGGGAGCAUCUGCGAAGUUUAUGAAGUUGGAGAGGAAGCUUCUUCUGCAACUGUGACCAUCAAGGCGGUGGAUAUGAUUAACAAGGAAGAAGAUGGAAGUGCAACAUCAGUUUUUCUCCAAGAUCGGGUUCAAUUUCAUGGAGAUGAGUCUACAAAGAUCGAUCUUGACACUCCAAUCAUUCCAGGAGUGGCUGCUGAAGAUCCUAAGUGUAAUUUCAAUGAAGUCAUGAGAACUAUGCUACACUCUGAUGAGCAGAAGAUUGAUCCUUGUGAUGAUCAAAGAGGAAAAAGUUUACGGCCAGACCAAAUGGUGCCCUCAGAACCUAUAUCUGCAGAUGUCGGCAUAUAUGUUGGAACUACAGAAAGUGGACUCAUCCUGAAGGAUAUCAAGACAGAUACUGUCCAAUUUGAUGAUGAUAAAUUGUUAGAGGAAACUCAUUUGGAUGAGGUCAGCAGUUGCAUGAUAGAAGCUGCUCCUAAUGCCGAUACUCACGUUGAGAUAGUAAAUACUUCUCAUGAAGAUAUCAUACAUACGGAAGAUGAACCUAGUGCAUUGAUCAUGCAAGAAAAUCCAGCGACUUUUAAUCUUGAGGAUGGCUCUAUGCCAGCUGGGGAAACGACAAUGUCUCUGCAUGGCAUGAGUAUUGGCUAUGGAUGGGAUAAGACGAAUUCUGUACGUGAGCGUUUGGUCGUACAUACAUGUGAUGAGCCAAAUAAGGCUUCAGAUUCUUAUGCUGCACCUCCUCUGAAUGUUGUGUCAUUUCCUGGGGAGGAAUACCCAUCUAAAGCAAACAAUGUGGACAUCGGAACUAAUGCCAAAGAGAAGAGCGAUGGGGACAAAGAGGAAGUCAUAGUGCAGGAAGCUCAUGAGCCUCAAGAGGACCAUGCUGUUGUCGGAAAUGCCAGAGACUUUAACCAUAGCUCAAAGGCUUGCAGAGAAGUUGCUAAGGAGUGUGCCAGAGACAAUGAAGUUGCUUCUGUGCAAACUGAUCUUGUUCUGUGUGAAUCUUCUCAUGCCAAAUACGAAAGGAUUGUCGAAGACAAUGAAGAAUCACAUGGUUCUGGAAGGCUUGAUGAGCCUGCCACUGAAUCCAGGCAACUUUCUGCAAAUGCUGACUCUAGCAGUGACUUCUCUCUGAUUUCAUCAAUAGGAGAUCCAGCAAUUCUUGAAAAUAAGUUGUUGGAGAGUCAAGUGGAGUCGCAGACAUUUACUAGUUGGGAAAUGAGCUUUGUCUUCGGAGACAACUCAGUAGACAGUGUAAGAAAAUUGGAUGCAGAGGCUGAGGAAGAGGGAGAUGGAAAUGGAAAAAACGCUGACACUGUAGAAGCAAGGAUUGCCAAGUUGGAAGAAAAUGCUCCAGUAGUUGCUUUAGAAGAUUCGGAAGAUCAUGUGGAUCAUUCUGAUGCUCAAAUUACUACGUUAAAUGAGACUUUCUUGAAGAUCGAAGAAAACGGGGAAGAUAUCAUCAGAGUCACUGAUGAUGAGUAUUCUAACGACGGGGCCCCAUUUGAAUAUUCCCGUGAUUUGGCACAUGAAAAGAAAGAUGUGACAGAGGACCACUGCAGUAACUGCCCGGCCACAGAUGAGAUUACUAUUAAGAGUGACAAAGAGUCAACGGAGCAAGAAGUCUCUGCCAUGAUUCAAGAGUAUAUGGAUCGUGAGAAGUUGGAGGAUGGGAGUCUUGAGGUUAGGGCUUCCUGUGUUGAUAGCAGAGAGAAAGAACUUGCUCAUGUUAAUGCAAGUGAUUGUGCCCCAUCAGAUGUAUUCCCAAUAGUACAUGAUCCCAGUGACAUAAGAAAGGAGCAUUUGACAUUUUCAAGCUAUGCCAAUGAAAAUGUUGAAUUAGGAACCAAACAGGAGAAAGAGACAAUUAUUCCGAAUUCAGCCAACUAUACUCCGGCAUCUGUCAAUUUGUCUGCAAAAUUAGAUGUAGCUGAAAAUGUCAGAAUGCAGCAGCUGAACCUGAUAUCGCCUAUGACCAAGAGUUUGGACGUAAAAAUGGAGGAACCAGGGAAGCUUAUCAAUUCCUCAAUGGUGGGAAGGACAAAAGCCAGGAGCAAUUUCAUCGAGAAAACUCCGAAGAAGUUGCUUGCAGUUUCAGAUAUGAAAGAGAACAUGCCGAGCACGAAGUGGGAGCAAGUUGGUAGCGUCACAGCUUCUAAAACAACAAAAACCAGGAGGGUCUUGGAGGAUCUACAGAGGAAACAGUUAUAGUAAUUCUGUAGUCAGGUCUUCUACUUUUCUGGGAAAGCACUUGGCAUAACUCAUGCUAGUGCUCAUGAAACAGGAUGUACCAUUGAAUUGAAACUAACUUAUUCUCAUUGUGUGUAUUUGAUUCUGAAGCUUUCUAAUGGCAAAACAGCCAAUUGUUUGUACAAUGCAAAUUUGGGUCACAGUACUAA
This is a messenger RNA of Syzygium oleosum, 7252 nucleotides long. RefSeq lists its product as uncharacterized. The record is from RefSeq and is a predicted model, not a curated record. NCBI's taxonomy places the organism in Eukaryota, Viridiplantae, Streptophyta, Magnoliopsida, Myrtales, Myrtaceae. The transcript is spliced from 13 exons. Bases 33 to 7064 code for a protein of 2343 amino acids.